AUGGUCUGUGCCGGUUCCGGUCUCGCCCCCUUCCGUGGGUUCAUCCAGGAGCGUGCUGCGCAGAUUGGAGCCGGGCGGAAGCUGGCUAGGGCGCUGCUGUUUGUCGGAUGUCGUGGGAAGGGUGACACGCUUUAUGACGAGGAGUUCAAGAAGUGGUCGGCGAUGGGAGCUGUGGAUAUUAGGUAUGCGUUCUCUAGAGAGACGGAGAGGAGCGAAGGGUGUAAGUACGUCCAGGAUAGACUGUGGCAUGACAGAGUAGAAGCUGUCGAGCUGUUUGAUGAGGGUGCCAAGGUGUUUGUGUGUGGGAGCCGGGAGAUUGGCGAGGCGGUAAAGGUCACCUGUAAAAAGAUGUAUUCAGAGAAGGCUGCGGCGUUAGGGAAGCCGAAGAGCGAGGAGGAGGUAGAGGAGUGGUUCUCGAACCUGAGGAACGCGAGGUAUGCGACGGAUGUGUUUGCUUGA
Molecule: messenger RNA, 459 nt
Organism: Morchella importuna
Lineage: Eukaryota; Fungi; Ascomycota; Pezizomycetes; Pezizales; Morchellaceae
Exons: 1
Coding region: 1-459 (152 amino acids)
Cellular component (GO): cytosol
Molecular function (GO): NADPH-hemoprotein reductase activity; FMN binding; flavin adenine dinucleotide binding
Source: RefSeq, a predicted model, not a curated record